UGCUCUUCCUCUGGCCGCCGGGUUCCUGGGCGCUUCAGUGUGCCAGAGCGAGGGUGGGACUCGUCGCAGCAGCCACAGCCGCGGCCCCCUGACAGAGACCCAGCUCUCUCGUUCCGUGCCCCGGCCUGCGGCUCUCAGCCCGAGCUCCGCUCCCUCUCGUUCCCUCAAUACAUUCGAUGGCGAUCAUGGCCGCCGAGGAGGUGGCGCCCGGCGAGGUGGAGGGCGAGGCGGGCGGCCUCCUGCAGGAGAUCUUCACGUCCCCUCUCAACCUGCUGCUGCUCGGCCUCUGCUUCUUCCUGCUCUACAAGAUCGUGCGUGGUGAGCAGCCCCCGACCGCUGGCUCCGGCGACGGCGACGAGCCGCCCGCGCUACCCCGCCUCAAGCGGCGAGAUUUCACCCUGGCUCAGCUGCGCCGCUUCGACGGCAUCCAGGACCCGCGCAUCCUGAUGGCCAUCAACGGCAAGGUCUUCGACGUGACCAAGGGCAGGAAGUUCUACGGUCCGGAGGGUCCAUAUGGAGUGUUUGCCGGCCGGGAUGCUUCCCGGGGCCUUGCCACUUUCUGCUUGGAUAAGGAAGCUUUGAAAGACGAGUAUGAUGAUCUGUCAGACCUCAAUGCUACUCAGCAGGAGACCUUGAAAGACUGGGAAUCGCAGUUCACAUUUAAGUAUCACUACGUGGGCAAGCUGCUGAAGGAAGGGGAGGAACCCACCGUCUACUCGGAUGACGAAGAAGGUCCCCAGGAUGCCAGGGAGCGAAAGAACGACUAGAGGCUAGGUGGAUGAGAUCUAUUUUUGUAUGUCCCAGCAUCAUUUGUAAUAUCCUCUCGUCUCACCCUAGUCAGCUUUAAGUCCAGCCUUAGCAAAGCUUUGGAUGUGUUGUUAAUUGUUUUUUAAUCAUAUGAAACUCACUAGUUACCUUGAUCACUUUAGCUCUCCCCGUCUUAGACAAUGCAUGAUAAACUUUAGAGAACCCCAAAGUAGAGCACUUACAGAAAGUGAGAAAAAUGGUAAUCCUGUUAUAUUGUUAUUGUUGUUGUUGUUGUUGUAAUUGUUGAAACUCAUAGCAUAAUGUAGACCGAAGAGCUUUUUAGUGCCAGGUGAGAAUGUGCUCUUGAGGAGAGGUUGAUACCAAAGCAACCAGAAGGACCCCGUGCAAAACAACUCUCACGUACCCACCCGUAAGAGCCCCUUUCAGGCGUGAUCUUGAGGACAGCAAACAUCCCAUUUUCCAAUUAGACAGACUGCACGAUUUCGGUUUUCUCUACCUCCAAAACCAAUCUGCAGUGUUACAAAAGCUUUAAUAUUGCUCCGAGGUGGCCACCUAGGACCAGAAUGAAGCUUCAAAGCUUGGCUCUCCUUUCACUGUCGUCCAGACUGAAAGGGAAUCCAUGUGAAAUGUUGUUAAUUAACUCUUAGUGGGGAGCAGGGAUUACUCCUUAAGCUUCCUGUUUCUCUCCCUUUAUUGGACCAUUUUAAAGAAUUCUUAAGAACUGAUCUUAACAUUCCCGUGCCCAGCAGAAGAGAAUGGGACAAGUCCUUUCUUCAGCGACAAGUUCAUUUAGAAAUAGCUUGUUAAUGGCUUUCUAGACUCUCCCGGGCAAGCAGCUAACAAAGUUCCCACUCAUGAAUACUCAACAAAACGACAGUAAUGGUUUCCUGAGCCCCGUUGCCACGGCCCAUGUUCUCGGUCCACUUCUUUCUCAGCCUGGGAAAAAAAAAAAGUACUCCAAGUAAAAGAGGCCAACCUUGAAGGUAGAUUUCCUGCCUCUUCUUUUAAACAGAAUAAGAAAAAAAGUGGCUUUUUCUGUAGUUUAAGAAAAAAAUUAAUUUUGGGGUAUCGUCCCUCAUUGUCAGUCACACCAUUUAGGAUUGGUCACUCAUUAUCCACUUAGAAAUGGUCACUCAGAAAACUCAUUUUCAGAUUUUGACUAUUCAUUGUGUCUCAAAAGCACUCAUUUCACCAGAAAGAAAAAUCAUCAAGUCCACAAAGGUUAAUAAGAUCGAGGAGGAAAAUUUAGGCAAGCUUUGGAGGGGAGGGAGAGGGAGCUUUUCAAUAUCAUCUAGAUUGUUAGGCUUUCAUGAAGCAGUGAAGGAAAGUUUUUUUGGAGCUCCAAGGGAUGUUGAACUGAAGGCAAUUGGAGGGAUGGUACGUAGACCCUGAGCACCUAAGUAACCCAUGAGUUUUUUGGGGAAAAAAAAAGUUUUUUGUUUUGUUUUUUUCUCCCCACCCAAUAAGGCCUCCAAGUACUUGUGCCUGUGUGAUCCUAGAUCAGUCAUUUAAUCUCUUGAUGCUGCAGGCAACCCUGGAACUAUCAAUUGCAGAGAAGGUAUAGACCUAUAUUGAUAAAAGAAGGGGUUUCCUUAUCCGGGAAGUUCCCUAUACCAAAGAAAUCAUAGACCCCAUUUUGGAUGUUCCUUUUCUAAACUCGAUGCCACAAUUCCCCAAAGUAGGAAGCUAGCCCAAGCUUUCCGCCCAGUACUCCUGGAGCCCCCCUUUCCCCCCCUCGCUGCAGAGCGCUAGAUGUUUUGAGUUUGUGUAGAGGAAUGGCGUCACAACAUCUGCCUCUGAUGGUGAAUUCUCCUAAAGUGCUGUCAUCUUUUAGGUAGUGGCGCACCUCUAUCUUAACCAUGCUAGUGUCUCCAGUGGGUGUCCAGUGGAGACCUCUGUCCGUGGAUUAACCUUUUCCUCUUCAGUUUACUGCCCAUAUUCACAAAGACCUAGCCCUCUCAGGUGUCAGACAUGAAGGAAUUGGAUUGUCAUCUUAGAAACCAUUGUGUCGUGCCAAACGUUACCACUUUCUUAGAGUAGCUGCAGUGAAUGAAUUUGAUGUUCUGGGGAAAACUAUCAUUUCUCUCACAGUGCCUUUUGGUCAAGGGUACCCUUAGACUGGAUAUAAGGAGGUUGGUUCAUGCUUUUAGGAGUCCCAGAAAAAAAUCAAUUCUCUUACCCAAGGUCUCCCCCAUGAGAGAGGCAGAACUGGGACUCCAGCCCUACCAGUCUUUCAAGCCCCAGUCAUCUGUUCUUCGCUCUGCAGGAAGUAGAGAUAUACCUUUCUGUUCAUCACCCAUGAGUAAGAGCACACACUACUAACCGGGACUUUAAAAUACACUCUUUGGACGAUACUUGUAGUUCUUUGAUCACAGAAAAAAUACAGCCACUGACAAAAAAAUGAGAAAAAAAAAAAACCCAGGUGUGGGGAAGAAAAAAAAAAAGUUCUGGGGACAAAAGGCCUGUGGAAAAACAUGUCAUCAUACAGAGGCAGCCAGCCUGCCGGAGGGGGGAGAGAAUUUGCUCUAGUGGGGUUCUCGACACCGAUCAGAUCCCAGGUCUGGACCAAAAGCAAAGCACACACCUGAAGCGUGGGGAAGGGGCACUUGUCAAAGCAUUGCAUGAGCAGCUUCAAAUGACCGAAGCAAGCUGGUUUUCUUAAAGCCAUUUACUUUUGUCAACUGUGUAAUGGUUUUACCUCAAAUCAGAAUGAAGUGCUAUUGUCAUUAAAUAAAAUGGCUCGAUGUGGUACUACAGCUCUUCAAA
Molecule: messenger RNA, 3534 nt
Organism: Antechinus flavipes (yellow-footed antechinus)
Lineage: Eukaryota; Metazoa; Chordata; Mammalia; Dasyuromorphia; Dasyuridae
Gene: PGRMC1
Product: progesterone receptor membrane component 1
Exons: 3
Coding region: 177-767 (196 amino acids)
Cellular component (GO): membrane; endomembrane system
Source: RefSeq, a predicted model, not a curated record